Molecule: messenger RNA, 702 nt
Organism: Melampsora larici-populina 98AG31
Lineage: Eukaryota; Fungi; Basidiomycota; Pucciniomycetes; Pucciniales; Melampsoraceae
Exons: 2
Coding region: 1-702 (233 amino acids)
Source: RefSeq, a predicted model, not a curated record
AUGGCUAUGGAGGAUGUAUUCAAAGUUGAUGGGUUUUUGAAACCCAUCGAUAUCGAGGCCGAGAAAGUUGCAGCUCAGGCGGGUAAUGCACCAGCAUUACCUAAAAAAACCUUGUCAAGAAAAAGAAAUGGUCCUUUGGAUACAGCUUUGAAGGAACUCGCUGAUGAAUUGGUUUCCAUUUAUAAGUUGCAUUACAUCAAGAUUUUUGGAGAUGAUGAUUAUUGUGAAAGUGAAGAUUAUUUUGGAAUUGGUGAGGCAAGAACAAUAGUCAAUUCACUUGAUAACAUUAAGCAAUCACAGGACAUCGAGCAGGCUAUGGGUGGGGAUAUAAUUGAAGGAGGUGUCAAGCUUGUUUUUGAAUACCUCGAGGAAUGGAGGAAACAAGACAUUGCAUUACAAUAUUCGCAGAAACAAGCAAAGCUGUUAGAGAUGAAAAGAAAAGCUGAUGACAAGCGUGUGUUAGCAGAUGUCACAAACGUCAAACAAAUUCCGACUGGUCCUGCAGCAGCAACCAAGAAAAAGAGAAGGUCUUCAGCUCAGGUCAAAGCCGAUAAAGAAGCUGCCAUCCUUAAAGCUGAUUUCAAUCGGCGGUGUUUGAAAUGGAUGAAAGAGGAUAAUGUUCCAGCUGAUAAACUUGAUGAAAGAGAGGAGGCUUACCAAAACGAAUCAGAUUCAUUAAUUUCUUCGCUUUCAACCGGUUGA